AAUACACGCUGGGAAGCGGCAAUGGACGCUCCCUGUGCGAAGCAUUGUCCGCAGACUAAAGCAGGAAUCGGAGGGUUGUAGCGGUCCUUUUUUUGAUCUGGGAGACAUUCUUCGCAUGUUUUAUUCUGGAACAUGCAUCCGACGAGGAGAGUCUCUUGCAUCAAUAUGUCAACAUGCAACAUUUAAAAAGAUCGCAAACAUCGGAUCUGCUUUCUUGAACUACCGGAGAACACUCUUUUCCGAGAGGACAUCAACAAUCAACAUGUUCACCGACAGAGGAACAACCGGGAGUGAAAACAUAAAGCAAUAGAACAUUUAAGGAAAGCCAGUCUUACUAUGUUAAUGAAGCCUGAGCUCUUUUUACAAAAGAAUGUAAUUUAGGCUUCUAUAGACACCUUUCAAAGACAAGCAGCGGGGAGGUGAAUGCACUGGGAGCUGUUGUGGUUUGCAAGAUCAGCCCCUGAAGAUGCUCCAACCUGGUAACUACUCACUGGUGCUGCUGAUCCAGAUGACACUGUUGACCUAUGACCUCUUCGUCAACUCCUUCAGUGAACUCCUGAGGGGAGCGCCUGUCAUCCAACUUGUGCUUUUCAUCAUUCAGGACAUUGCCAUCUUGUUCAACGUGAUCAUCAUUCUGCUGAUGAUGUUCAACACCUACGUGUUCCAGGUCGGCAUGGUGUCCCUCCUCUUGGAGCGGUUCAGGGCUCUGCUGAUAUUCUCUGCUGUUUAUCUGACGCUCAGCAUCAGCUUUCACUGCUGGGUGUUGAACCUUAGAUGGCUUGAGUCAAACCGUUUCGUUUGGACAGAUGGUCUUCAAGCCCUUUUUGUUUUCCAGAGAACAGGGGCAGUGAUGUAUUACUACUUAUACAAACGAACAGCUGAGUACAUGGGAGACCCGAGGCUGUAUGAGGACUCUCUGUGGCUUCGGGAUGCCUUUGCCCGAGAUCGUCAGUGAAAAAGAGAGCAAAGUUCUGACUUUAGAAGAUCAUCAGCUACCCUGAACUUUUUGGAUAUUUACAUUUUUUUUAAAACAACAAGCCAUGGAUGAAGCAACGUCUCAACCAGCAUGUGUUUACUGGCUUUUCGUAGCCAAUCAAUCAAUUGCUUAAAUGGUUUAGUGGCAGGUAAGCCACCCAUGGUAGUAUUGCAUUAAGCAGGAUUGUGUGUGUGUGUUA
Molecule: messenger RNA, 1175 nt
Organism: Pungitius pungitius (ninespine stickleback)
Lineage: Eukaryota; Metazoa; Chordata; Actinopteri; Perciformes; Gasterosteidae
Gene: tmem138
Product: transmembrane protein 138
Exons: 5
Coding region: 467-955 (162 amino acids)
Cellular component (GO): cilium
Source: RefSeq, a predicted model, not a curated record